Molecule: messenger RNA, 1732 nt
Organism: Ilex paraguariensis (yerba mate)
Lineage: Eukaryota; Viridiplantae; Streptophyta; Magnoliopsida; Aquifoliales; Aquifoliaceae
Source: the annotation of a GenBank genome assembly
AGAUGGUAUGGUGGAGGAUGCUAGGGUAAACAGUGGGGAAGAGGAAGGCUAUUCAAAGAAAGAGCAAGAGAAGAAGUUGUCUCCUUUAUCAACUUUGGAAUCAUCCUUUGAGGCUCUUAAUGUCAAGAAGUUUGAUGUUGCAUUUGCGGUGGAUCCUCUGUAUCAUCAGACAUCAGCACAAUUUGAUGAAGGUGGGGCCAAGGGUCUCUUGUUGAAUAAUCUUGGAGUAUAUGGUGGCUGUCGGGUCCUCUUUGAUUCUCUGGAAGUGCCAGGGAAGUGCAUGUCAUGUGCAGUUCAGCAUGAUAGAGCAGAGGCAAUUGAUAUUUCUUUUGCCAAAGAAAGCAUUGAACAGAUGAUGCUGAACAUGCCUAAGAAGGAUGAAAUUUCACCCAGUCUUAGGGAGAUAGUAAAUCAAUUUGAUGAAGAUAGUCAACGACCGUUAGAUGCAUUUUCUUCUUGCCAGAAAUCAGCCGAGCAAGUUUGUGAAGCAUCUGACUAUAACACUGGGUUGGAUGGUGAUGCCUUUGAGAACUGUGGGACUUGGGCCUUUGAUCAUGAUGACCAAACAAGUGUGGUUGAUGAGGGAAAUUGUGACUUGGAUCCAACUAUUCCAAAUAAUCAUGAGCAGGACAAUGAAGGAUUUACUUUCCACGAACCUGAUGUGGAUGACAGAUUUGAUAAAGUUGAUGGCUAUUUGUUUUUAAGUUUGGGGUUUUCUUCAAAACAAAACAACUGGGCAGGUCCUGAUCAUUGGAAGUAUCAGAAAGCCAGAGAGGAGGCUUCCAAAGAAAAUGGAUCACCGUUAACUACUAAGAAACCGCUGAGCAGAAAACAAGGAGAACGUGAUAUUGAUUUUACAAAAGCCUUGGACAAUGAUACACCGGAUAUCUUUGCUCCUCCUAAGAAUCCCAAGUCACUACUACUGCCUGCAAAUAGAACACCUUGUAAUACAACACUUCCGGAAGAUUGCCAUUAUCAGCCAGAGGACCUUGUCAAGUUAUUUCUUCUUCCUAAUGUUAUGUGCCUUGGGAGGAGAGGAAGAAAAUCCUCAGAUGAAUCAAGUCAACAGAGAGAUGAUGAUGGACCAUUGCCAUCUUGGGAUGAUGGUGGGUUUGAUGGCCAAUACGAUGAUGAAAAUUCUUAUAGUAAUGUGGAGGAUUCAAGCACACUUGUCUCUCAGCCUCGUCAGGUAAAUAAGAUUGAAGUGCAGUAUGACAAAACGUCCAAACAAGUUGAUGUUCAGGCACUGAAAGAGACUCUAUGGAGCCAUAUACAAAAUUCAAACCAAAUGCUUGUCCAAGCGCAGGAAGAUACAGUAUCAUUUAGGGAUAUCUUGGCUACCUUUCCAAAUGACUGCAAAGCAGCUGCAUCACUUCAGGAUCUGUCUCCACAUUUAUGUUUUAUAUGCUUAUUGCAUCUCGCUAAUGAGCAUGGGCUGGGCAUAUGUGGUAGCGCCAACUUGGAUGAUCUCAAUGUACGCCUUCCACUUCAGUGCGACGUGCUUCAAGGUGCAGUCAUCUAAAGCUUCACCACGUAAUGCUACUUUUGCUUUGCUGUGGUGUGUAUUAAAUGUAACUUACUGGUGACAUGUUAGUCAAUAGGAAUCCAUUUGAAAUUAGCACAGUCAAACUUUUUGUUAUUAUGUAACUGUAUGAAUCGUGUGUAGAUUUGAUGCCAAGCAUUUAGUUAAUGCUCACUUUACAACCGGUGUUGGAAAUGAGUUUUGACAUGC